Molecule: messenger RNA, 1498 nt
Organism: Phaethon lepturus (White-tailed tropicbird)
Lineage: Eukaryota; Metazoa; Chordata; Aves; Phaethontiformes; Phaethontidae
Gene: TMEM163
Product: transmembrane protein 163
Exons: 4
Cellular component (GO): synaptic vesicle membrane
Molecular function (GO): zinc ion binding
Source: RefSeq, a predicted model, not a curated record
AGCUUGUGUUAUCUUGGGUGUCAUAUUCCUUCUGUCAUCGCUAUGUAUUGUGAUCAAAGCCAUCCAUGAUCUUGCGAAGAAAGUGCUUCCAGAAGUGGAUGAUUUUCUCUAUAGUGUCUCCGUUUUAAGUGGAAUCCUUUGCACUGUCUUGGCAGUAAUCAAAUUUAUGCUGGGAAAGGUCCUUACAAGCAGAGCGCUGAUAACUGAUGGUUUCAACUCUCUUGUAGGUGGAAUAAUGGGAUUUUCCAUCCUCCUUAGUGCAGAAGUUUUUAAACACAAUUCUUCUGUCUGGUAUCUGGAUGGCAGUAUAGGAGUUUUAAUUGGACUUACAAUAUUUGCCUACGGAAUCAAGUUGCUUAUCGAUAUGAUACCCCGUGUAAGGCAAACACGCCAUUACGAAAUGUUCGAGUGAAGAUCACACCCUCUCCUCUGUAAGGACUGUAGAACUACAGCAUCGUACAUUUUGGCGAGUGGUGCCAAUGGUAUUUUACUAAAUAUGCAGUUUGUUUUCCCGUGGUCUGUUUUUGUUGAAGUUUGUUUUAAUGGGAAAUCUCUUUGUAAACCUGGCAUAUGUGCACACUGCUUGCAAUUCAGUGAAACAGCGGCAUUUUUUUUUUUUCCAAGUAUGCUAUUGAUUCCUGUGACAAUAGAAAACAUGCAGUUUGCAGUUUUAACCCAGCUGCCAUGUUGUAUAUUCCAGAGUGAAAGUGUUCUUAAUGGUGUGAUAAGCCUGUGGGUAAAGAAGUGCCAGAUUUACAUCUUGGGUUUUUUUAUUUUUUUUGUCCCCCUGGCCUGUAUUUUCCCAAACAUGCUGUAACAGAAGUACAGUCCUUGCUAACCUCUUUGGCUAACGGUGUGAGUAUCCGAUGUAGAGCCUGGAUACCAAGAGCUAUGUUGCUUAAAACACUUAAGUAGCUACUUCUUCCCCCCCCAUUCAAAUAGAUGCACAGAAAGAGCAGGUACAAACCUUUCUGUGAUCAGAGAGAUACUUCAUUUUAAUCUUAAAUUAACUGAAACUAUACCUCUUCAAUUCAAAUUCUAUUUUUUCUUAACGAGACACUGUUCAUAGCUUUGCAUGGACCAAACAAGCACACACAGUAUUACUAUACAGACCAAAGCCAAAAUGUCAUGCAAGGAAGAGGAGCUGCUUGAGGAUUUUCAUCUUCUAUUAUACUGUACGCAGAUGUACCAGCGUGUGAGACUUUGUGGUUGCUCUGUAGUCUAAUGAUGGCACAGCAGUGGCUCAAUCUGGUGGUGAGAUACAGAUCUAUUUAUUAGAUUUAGAUUGUCCUGUAAAGUGUUGCUCACCUUCCAUCACACAUCUUAUAUAUUACUUAGUAGCAGGUUAAAUUAUCAAAGAAUCUUGAUGUAUAAUCAAUAAAACUGGUAUCUAUUUUAUACAGUAUCUGUAAGUAACAUUUGAAAACUAUUUGCAGAAUGUAUCAUAGAACAAAGUCUUCCUGUAUAGCAGCCUAUUAAACUGGAUUCUCUGGCUAUA